UUAUACACGUACCAUCUUGGUAUUAUAAACAACGCAGAUAUAUUACCAAAUAAAAAUGCAUUACGCAUAUGAUAAAGUCAGAUGAAUUCUGAAAAAAAACAUCAGAAAAUUACAAAUUUUAGUUCCAAAAGUUGGUUGAAAAAAUAAGUAAAACAUUUAAUUUACAAAUCAUUUGUCGACGACGUCAAACUUUAUCAUCAUAUAUUCAGACCGACCUCUAUAAAGGUCUUCAGGUUCAUUUAAACUACCCCUGGAAACGAACUCGAAUGGUAAUGAUUCAUAAUGAGUUUUGGCAAUCGAAAUAGGAGUUAUAUGUCAACGGGUGGGAGGUCGUCCUCGAACUUCGGAAGUGGCGCUGCUCACCGUGGCGUCGGAGUGCGAGCGGGUGGCUCCUCCGCCUCCGUCUCGUCUGCUUCUACCAGUGGGGGAAGCAGUCUGGCUAUGGUUUCCGUGGCACUUCAAGACCACAUUAUGCGAAAUAUGUCAUCGGAAUUCAAUCUGUCAUCAUUCAAUCACAGACUCAACAGUCAGCCGGUUGAGCAGAAAAUCAGAAAGCCGAAAGCCACAUCAGUAAUUGACACCGGUUUGAAGUCAAAGCAAACCAACAAACACAAACAAACAAAACAAACAAAAGCCGAACAAGAGGAACAAGAUCACGUGAUCGAAGAAGACGAAGAAAAGGGAAUGGCAGCUAAACCCUCGUUAGCCCAAAAACUGGGUAUUUUACCAGGUGUUUUGGGCAUUGUCAGUGCUGAAGAGAGGAAGUUGAAUGAACAACAGUGGCAAAGUGUGAAGAAACAGGCGGGCGAGAGGGGGGAUUAUUCGUCCCCUUGUGUCAUAUGCAAGGAGACAUUGGGCGCACAGAAACAGCUGAUAACUUCAUGCUCGCAUACUUUUCAUCAAACUUGUCUGGAAGCGUUUGAGAGAUUCACAGGCAAAAAAUGUUGUCCUAUGUGUCGAAAGGAUCAGUACCAGAAGCGAAUCAUACACGAGGCUAGCAAAGCUUACAAAAGCCAGUGCGCGACUAAAAUCCAGGCCACUUGGAAAGGAUUUGUAGUCAGGAAAUGGUACAAGAAAAUUCGAGAAACUCAUCCACCGAAAGAUCCGAAACUACGCGAGAAAUACUUCAUGCAAAAAUUCGAAGAAAUCACGCAACGAAUGCUUUCGAUGUACAGUACUGAUGUUGACUCGUUUUUACGGGAGAUCGACGUUGAUUUAAGAAAUAGCAGAAAAAUAAUGGAUAAUUUUAACGAGCAGAAAAUGUUAGAAAACCAUCAGUUAAAUUUAAGCCAGGAUUUUUGGGACGAUGUUUGCGGAAAAGCUUUUUCAAGAAUAGACGAAACUUCCGAAUGUCCAAUUUGUAUGUUUCAACUUGUGGCCAACAAAACUUUGACUGUUUGUUCAUGCACGCAUGUUUUUCACGCACAGUGUCUAAAAACUUUCGAAGAAUUAUCGCUGAACGAGCAAUUUUCAUGUCCCGUUUGCAGAUCUUCGUACUAUUCAAUUGACAAAUAAUUUCAUUAUUUCAGAGGAUAUAUAGUU
Messenger RNA from Symsagittifera roscoffensis, 1542 nucleotides. Its product is annotated as RING finger protein 32-like. Gene Ontology annotation, molecular function: protein binding. The transcript has 3 exons. The coding region runs from base 283 to 1515 and encodes 410 amino acids. The record is from RefSeq and is a predicted model, not a curated record. NCBI's taxonomy places the organism in Eukaryota, Metazoa, Xenacoelomorpha, Acoela, Convolutidae.